This is a messenger RNA of Penicillium diatomitis, 279 nucleotides long. RefSeq lists its product as uncharacterized. The record is from RefSeq and is a predicted model, not a curated record. The transcript has 2 exons. Bases 1 to 279 code for a protein of 92 amino acids. Lineage: Eukaryota; Fungi; Ascomycota; Eurotiomycetes; Eurotiales; Aspergillaceae.
AUGGACGCCGAACGAGAGAGUGCACAAGUGAUGAGCAUCAUGACCUGGGCCCUCUGGAAUCGAUUGCAAGAAAAAAAAAGGUUGCACUUGGCUCUCGACAUUGACACGGGGGAGAUCUCUCGGUCUGCGGCACUAAUGGACGAGACUCGACUGGCACACGCUGGACGAGCGACUUGCUUUCCAGAGAGUUUCGUGAUGAACCCCGCAGCGGAGAGUGUCCAGAGGCCAUGUGACUGGCAGUUACACUGGCGUGACGCAGCUGAGGGAUCAUAUCACUAG